ACUAAAAGGAAGAAAAACAAAAGUGAUGGCAAAGGAGUCUUUCAAACUGGACAACACUGAACUAGCGAAGUGACCGUCAACAACACAUAAUGAACAGUUGGUGGCGAUAAUACCCAAUUGAAGAGGUUAUACACAUUUGAUAUAACGGCGAAGAAGAAGCGAUACACGACACCAGCCGAGAUUUCUGUCACCGUACUGAGAAAUGGCGGCGUCCGUGUGCCGAGUUGGGAGCACCGUGGGUCGAGCCCUCGCCAAAACCCGCAGUCCCAUCCUGCUGUCUCUGAGGCGUGGACAGGCCUCAGUCAGUUAUGCCCAGAGCCUGGUGGGAGCCCCUGAAACUCGCCUCACUACCCUGGACAAUGGUUUGAAGGUCGCAUCUGAGGAGACUGGACAUGCCACAUGCACUGUUGGACUGUGGAUCAGUGCUGGCAGUCGCUAUGAGAGUGAGAAGAACAACGGAACAGGCUUCUUCCUGGAGCACAUGGCUUUCAAGGGAACCAAGAAGUACCCUCAGACAGCCCUGGAGCAGCAGGUGGAGUCAAUGGGUGCUCACCUGAGCGCCUACACCUCCCGAGAGCACACUGCAUACUACAUGAAGACCCUUGCAAAAGACCUACCCAAAGCCGUGGAGCUGCUGUCAGAGGUGGUGCAGAGCUGCUCGCUGAACGAGGCAGAGAUCGAGCAGCAGAGGGGCGUGGUGCUGCGUGAGCUAGAGGAAGUCGAGGGUAACCUGCAGGAAGUUUGCCUUGACCUGCUGCAUGCCACAGCCUUCCAGGGCACUGCUCUAGGACAAAGUGUGCUGGGACCCUCCCGCAAUGCCAGGACUCUGACCCGCCAGGACCUAGUGGAUUACAUCAACAGCCACUACAAAGCCCCUCGCAUGGUGCUGUCUGCUGCUGGAGGUGUGAACCACGAGGAGCUGGUCGGUUUGGCUAAAUCUCACUUCAGCGGAGUAUCUUUUGAGUAUGAGGGAGAUGCUGUCCCCGUGUUGUCACCCUGCCGAUUUACAGGCAGUGAGAUCCGUAUGCGUGAUGAUGCUUUGCCUCUGGCACACAUUGCCGUGGCUGUGGAGGGGGCCAGUGCUGCCAGCCCAGACAUCGUGCCACUCAUGGUGGCCAACUCCAUCAUCGGCAGCUAUGACCUCACCUAUGGUGGUGGAAAGCAUCUGAGCAGCCGCCUGGCUCGCCUGGCAGUGGAGGAGAACCUGUGUCACAGCUUCCAGGCCUUCCACUCCUCCUAUAGCGACACCGGCCUGCUGGGCAUUUACUUUGUAUGUGAUAAGCACCAAAUCGAAGAUAUGAUGCACUGGUCCCAGAAUGCCUGGAUGAACCUGUGUACCACAGUGACAGAGAGUGAUGUAGCCAGAGGCAAGAACGCUCUGAAGGCCAGCCUGGUUGGACAGCUCAAUGGAACAACGCCACUUUGUGACGACAUCGGAAGACACAUCCUGAACUACGGGCGGCGUAUUCCUCUGGCAGAGUGGGAUGCUCGGAUCGAUGCCGUGACUCCCAGGAUGGUGCGUGACAUCUGCUCCAAAUAUAUCUACGAUAAGUGUCCUGCUGUGGCAGCUGUCGGCCCUUGCGAGCAGCUACCCGACUACAACAGAAUGCGCAGUGCCAUGUACUGGCUGAGGUUUUAAGAUGCGUUGUUUUUGCUCCAUGUGUCCCACGUCUGCUCCUUAUCUUCCUCCUCAACCUUAUCCUGCCAUCGCUAAGAGUGAACACCUGAGGGAUUGUUCACUUGUUGGCUUGACAGCACAUCCAUCUUCUCUCUCCUCCCUGCCUCCCUCUCCCAUCCCGCUCACUGAUCACUCUUAGUUAGCCAUGAGGGGGGCAGCCAGUCUGCGCAUUAUGAGUAUUGAAAUUACACAUUGGUUACCUCUUGAUUGUACUGUACGGGUCCUCGUUACCUGCUACAGGCUUGCAGAGGGGAGGGAAGAGAGGGCAGAGUUGAAUAGAAAACAAUCAUCCAAUGGACACGGUACAGCCGGUACUAAAUACAACCUGUUUGGAGCAAGAGUAUAUUUAUAAUUUCUGUAACAUUUGUUUCUGUCCUCUAUUGUACAUAACAGAAGCUCUCAUUCCAACAAAAUAAAAAUACUGUAAAACUUUG
Molecule: messenger RNA, 2112 nt
Organism: Sander lucioperca (pikeperch)
Lineage: Eukaryota; Metazoa; Chordata; Actinopteri; Perciformes; Percidae
Gene: uqcrc1
Product: cytochrome b-c1 complex subunit 1, mitochondrial
Exons: 13
Coding region: 203-1639 (478 amino acids)
Cellular component (GO): mitochondrion
Molecular function (GO): metal ion binding
Source: RefSeq, a predicted model, not a curated record